Molecule: messenger RNA, 938 nt
Organism: Penaeus monodon (black tiger shrimp)
Lineage: Eukaryota; Metazoa; Arthropoda; Malacostraca; Decapoda; Penaeidae
Exons: 5
Coding region: 75-725 (216 amino acids)
Source: RefSeq, a predicted model, not a curated record
UCGCUAGGGAAGCGCUAUCCACAGUGGAGCCACAGCACUCCAGAAUACACCAGUUCCUUGCUCAUCGUUCCAUCAUGCGGCCCAACGUCCAGCAGAAGCCAGCGGUGGGGGUCCUCCUGCUGUGGACUCUCUCGUACCUCGCUCAGAGCUCCGGCCAAGAGCUCUGCAACCCGUUCCCCUUCAACCAGUCACUCACGCUCACGCCAGAAGCAGCGGCGUCUAGCAUUGGAAUUAGCUCGUUCGAGGACUUGCAGGCGAUGCAGGAAAAACUCUCCGCUUGCUGCUGGACGGCCCCCAACAGCUGCCAAGUGGCCGGCGGAUUCUGCAUUCCGGCCUGGCUCGGACGCUUCUGCCCUCAAACCAACGACGCUCUCUGCGGCCGGUGCGGGUGCACAUGCUGCAUGAAAACGUCAACGCCUGCUCCUUGUACUGGCACGUGUGGGUCAUCAUUAAGGAGAGGAGUUUGCCGUUCCUCCUGCAAUCUUCUUGAGGAGAGCAUCCCAGGGAAGUGCUCGGGUGACAACUGCAAGUGCUGUGCAAGGAGGAUUAUCUCAAGAUGUAAUGGCUUCUGCUCGAGACCCAACUAUCGAUGCAUGCCUGAGAGAGAAUGCUUCAUGAGGAAAAUGGAUCCAGAUGUAGGUGACCUCAUACCCAUUGACAACUGUGGAUCGCCUGGCUGCGCUUGCUGUCCGAUCUUUGAUUUACUAGCGUGGAUAAAUGGAUAGGUGGAUGGACAGAUACCGUGUUGACGAAAAUGAACCUUGGGACCUCGGUUAUGUUUUUUUCUUCCACUUGGGUUUACAUAUAGUGUAGAAAAAAUGGGGGUAGGAGUCUCUAUAUGAUUACUAUUUCUCUCUAACUCUCAUUUUCCCUGUGCUCUCUCUCUCUCUCUCUCUCUCUCUCUCUCUCUCUCUCUCUCUCUCUCUCUCUCUCUCUCU